This is a messenger RNA of Stylophora pistillata, 725 nucleotides long. RefSeq lists its product as uncharacterized. The record is from RefSeq and is a predicted model, not a curated record. Lineage: Eukaryota; Metazoa; Cnidaria; Anthozoa; Scleractinia; Pocilloporidae.
CAUUUUAGAGGUAAAGUUCCAACGGAGAGGUCAAAAUGAAGACAUCUCUUACUUUGGCUUUCUUUGCCUUUGUACUCGCUGUUGGCUUGUCAGUCGCGGUACCUGAAAAUGAGUUUGCCGAGAUAGCAGAUGAAUUUGAAGCAGAAAAACUUCGGGGCGGAUACGACAUGAAAGCGAACGAGGGAGAGUUCGACGAGGAAGACCUAGAGGACGAGGAUAUGGUAAUCCCUGCAAUUGAAAAUGAUAUGGUAACCGAAGACGAGCAGUUUGACGAAAGAGCAUUCGACAAUGACGAUGAUGGAGACGACGUUAGUGACGAAGAUGACGUAAGCGCAGUAGAAAAGUCAGCUGACCCCAUUCGCUUUAGACGCGUUACACGCAGAUUGGGACGUAGAGUCAGACGUCUUAUUCGUCGUCGUCGUCCUCGGCCAUUUCGUCGUGUUCGUCGAAUAAUUCGUCGUGUUCGUCGUCGAUUUCGUCCUUUUCGCGGUUAACAAAGACCAUUUAAGUGAAGGCCUUGAUGAAUGCUAACCGUCAAAAAGGGAGCCGUCAACCAUGGAGAACUUGGGACAGCGGUAAAACAGCUCUUUACGCUAAAGAAUAUUGUGAUACUUCUAGAAUGCAAAAGUCCAGCUGCUGUCAAAAUAUAAUUGAAGGGAAAUAAUAGCCGACGAAAAAAUUGUGAUUUGCUUUAAGCUCGCGCGGAUUUGAUUAAAAUAAACCAA